Phyllostomus hastatus (greater spear-nosed bat) is the source of this 4601-nucleotide messenger RNA. It is a transcript of the gene RGS12, whose product is annotated as regulator of G protein signaling 12. Bases 160 to 4371 code for a protein of 1403 amino acids. The record is from RefSeq and is a predicted model, not a curated record. Gene Ontology annotation, molecular function: protein binding; GTPase activator activity. Gene Ontology annotation, biological process: signal transduction. The transcript has 18 exons. NCBI's taxonomy places the organism in Eukaryota, Metazoa, Chordata, Mammalia, Chiroptera, Phyllostomidae.
GCGGCGGCCGAGUCAACCGUUGGGUGAGCGGGAGGCGCGGACGCGGCCAGCGAGCGAGUGGCCGGGCCCCAUGUCCAGAAACGCCAUGGCAGCAUCCAGCACGCGCUGAGCCGACCGGAGUGAGGGCUAUGCUGCUGCUGGUCUCGGCGGCGCGGCGAGAUGCACAGAGCGGGGGACACGGCGGAGCGCCCGCCGCAGGGCCCGGCGCCCCCGCGCCUGCGGAGCGUGGAGGUGGCCAGGGGCCGAGCCGGGUACGGGUUCACCCUCUGCGGCCAGGCGCCGUGCGUGCUCAGCUGCGUGCUGCGGGGCAGCCCCGCUGACCUGGUGGGCCUCCGCGCCGGGGACCAGAUCCUCGCCGUCAACGACAUCAGCGUGCGGAAGGCGUCCCACGAGGACGUGGUGAAGCUGGUCGGGAAGUGCUCCGGCGUCCUGCGCAUGGUGGUGGGCGAGGGCCGCGGCCGCCGCGGGUCCGGCUCCAGCGACGAGGAGGCGGGCUUCGGCGAGGGGCGGGGCUGGCGGAAGCCCCGCCUCGACUCCAAGGCGCUGGGCAUCAACCGGGCGGAGCGGGUCGUGGCGGAGAUGCAGUCGGGCGGCAUUUUCAGCAUGAUCUUCGAGAACCCCCGCCUCCGCGCCAGCGGCGCAGAGCCCCCCAAGUCCAAACAGAGGUCCCUCUCAGAGUCGGCCGCUGCGCGACUGGACCUGGGUCCCGAAGGCGUGAGUGGCCCGCCCCCCGGCCCGCCCCCCAAGGAGGAAGCGUCCAAGGCUGCGCAGGACGACUCGGUGUUCGGCGUCGGGCCGGAGAACCCCGAGGACUUCGGGCUGGACGCCAGCAUUCUGAACGUGGCCAUGGUGGUGGGCUACCUGGGCUCCAUCGAGCUGCCCUCCGCCAGCUGCAGCCCCGAGUCCGACAGCCUCCAGGCCAUCCGCGGCUGCCUGCGGCGCCUGCGGGCCGAGCAGAAGAUCCACUCCCUGGUGGCCAUGCAGGUCAUGCACGACGGCGUGCGGCUGUGCACCGACAAGGCCGCCGUGCUGGCCGAGUACCCCGCCGAGAAGCUGGCCUUCAGCGCCGUGUGCCCGGACGACCGCAGGCUCUUCGGGCUGGUGACCAUGCAGAGCGGCGAGGACGGCGGCCUGGCGCCGGAGGACGAGGGCGCCGUGCGCACGUCCUGCCACGUGUUCAUGGUGGACCCGGACCUGUUCAGCCACAAGAUCCACCAGGGCAUCGCCCGGCGCUUCGGCUUCGAGUGCACGGCCGACCCCGACACCAACGGCUGCCUGGAGUUCCCGGCGUCCUCCCUGCCCGUCCUGCAGUUCGUCUCCGUGCUGUACCGCGACAUGGGCGAGCUGAUGGAGGGCGUGCGGGCCCGGGCCUUCGCCGACGGGGACGCCGACGCCCACCAGAACACCAGCACCAGCAGCAACAGCGACAGCGGCAUCGGGAACUUCAACCAGGAGGAGCGCAGCAGCCGGGUGCUUGUGGUCGACCUGGGCGCCGGCCCCAGCAGGCACGGCCCCAGCAGCAGCAGCAGCACCUGGGAGGGGCCGGGCGCGAGGGGCCCCCAGCCUUGGGGCGCCCCCUGGAACGGGGCCUUCGGCGGCUACGAGGCCGAGGCCGGGCCCCCGCUGGAGGCGGUCCCGCAGGCCGACAGGAGCUGGGACUUCAGCAAGCACUUGGGGCCCGCUUCUCUCGUGGAGGGCCCCCCGGCCUCCUUGCGGAGUGCGGGCCCCCCUCCGAAGAGAGGCGCCGUGGGCCCCGGCGGGGGGUUGGGCCAGCGGUGGCUCCCGGUGCACGUCCUGCAGGAGUGGCAGUGCGGACACGCCAGCGACCAGGAGUCCUGCACGGACUCCACCGACGGGUGGUCCAGCAUCAACUGCGGCACGCUGCCCCCGCCCAUGAGCAAGAUCCCCGCGGACCGCUACAGGGUGGAGGGCGGCUCCGCGCCGCCGCCGCCCAGCGCCCAGAAGAGGGACUGGUCGCGGAAGGCCUUCGGGAUGCAGACCAUCUUCGGCCCCCACCGGAACGUCAGGAAGCCCAAGGAGGACAAGAAGGGCUCAAAGUUCGGGCGGGGACUCGGGCUGGCCCAGACCGCGCAGCGCACCUCCGCGCGGAGGUCCUUCGGGAGAUCCAAGAGAUUCAGCGUCACCCGCUCCCUCGACGACCUCGAGUCCGCCACGGUGUCCGACGGCGAGCUGAGCGGCGCCGACCUGAAGGGCUGCGUGAGCAACCACAGCCUGAGCAGCAAUGCCAGCCUCCCCAGCGUGCAGAGCUGCCGGCGCCUGCGGGAGCGGAGAGUUGCCAGCUGGGCCGUGUCCUUCGAGCGUCUCCUGCAGGACCCGCUGGGUGUGCGGUACUUCUCGGAUUUUCUGAGGAAGGAGUUCAGCGAAGAGAACAUCCUCUUCUGGCAGGCCUGCGAGUGUUUCAGCCAUGUCCCCGCGCACGACAAGAAAGAGCUUUCCUACAGGGCCCGUGAGAUCUUCAGCAAGUUCCUGUGCAGCAAAGCCACCACCCCGGUCAACAUCGACAGCCAGGCCCAGCUGGCGGACGACACCCUCAGCGCCCCCCACCCCGACAUGUUCAAGGAGCAGCAGCUCCAGAUUUUCAACCUGAUGAAGUUCGAUAGCUACACGCGCUUCCUGAAGUCCCCGCUGUACCAGGAGUGCAUCCUGGCGGAGGUGGAGGGCCGCUCCCUCCCCGACUCCCAGCAGGUGCCCAGCAGCCCGACCUCCAAGCACAGCGUCAGCUCGGACCACUCCAACGUGUCCACGCCAAAAAAGCUGAGCGGGAAAUCGAGGUCGGGACGGUCCCUGAACGAGGACGCGGGGGACGAGGAUGGCGAGAGGAGGCGGAAAGGGGCGUUCUUCUCCUGGUCCAGGGCCAGGAGCACGGGGCGGUCCCAGAGGAAGAAGGACCACGGCGACCACACCAACGACGCCCCGCACGCCAACGGAGGCCUGGGCCGCAGGGAGUCGCAGGGCUCCGUGUCCUCCGCCGGGAGCCUGGACCUGUCAGAGGCCUGCAGGACCUUGGCGCCUGAGAGGGACAAGGCCACCAGGCACUGCUGUAUCCAGCUGCCCGACGGGACGUCCUGCUCCGUGCCUGUCAGGGCGGGGCUGUCCAUCAAGGAGGUGCUGUCCGGGCUCUGUGAGCGCCACGGCAUCAGCGGGGCCGCCGUGGACCUCUUCCUGGUGGGCGGGGACAAGCCUCUGGUGCUGCAGCAGGACAGCAGCAUCUUGGCGUCCAGGGACCUGCGCCUGGAGAAGCGCACCUUGUUCCGGCUGGAUCUGGUUCCCAUUAACCGGUCGGUGGGGCUCAAGGCCAAGCCCACCAAGCCCGUCACGGAGGUGCUUCGGCCCGUGGUGGCCAAGUACGGCCUGCACCUGAAUGAGCUCGUGGCCAGGCUGAACGGGGAGAGAGAGCCGCUGGACCUCGGCGCCCCCAUAUCGAGUCUGGACGGACAGCGCGUGGUCUUGGAGGAGAAGGACCCCUCCAGGGGGAGAGAUAAACAGAAAGGCACGCCCGUCAGGCAGAGCACCGUGGGGACCUCCGGCUCCAGAAAUUUCUCGGCUACGGGAGAGGAGAGGACGCUAGGCAAGUCUAACUCUAUUAAAAUAAAAGGAGAAAAUGGAAAAAAUGCUAGGGAUCCCCGGCUUUCAAAGAGAGAAGAAUCUAUUGCAAAGAUUGGGAAAAAAAAAUAUCAGAAAAUUAAUUUGGACGAAGCGGAGGCAUUCUUCGAGCUCAUUUCCAAAGCCCAGAGCAGCCGAGCAGACGACCAGCGCGGGCUGCUGAGGAAGGAAGACCUGGUGCUGCCCGAGUUCCUGCGCUUGCCUCCGGGCGCCGCGGCCAGCCCCGGCCCGGAGACCGGGCCCCGGCCCCGAGAGCCGAGGGGGCCUGCCCACGACCACCCCGACAGUCCGGCGACCAGCCCCAGCUCAGCCAACAGCCCUCCCUCCUGUACCCCCACAACCCCGACCACCCCUGCCACCCCCGAGACCCCCACGACCCCCACAGCCUACGCGCGGGACGUGGAGACCGGGGACGUCCAGACUGUGGAGGGCGAGCACGUGGCCGACCUGACGCUCACGGGGGAGGGGGACAUCAGCAGCCCCAACAGCACUUUGCUGCCGCCGCCCCCCGCCCGGCAGGACGCGGCCGGGCCUCCCAGACCAGGAGGCGGGGCCCAUGGCAGCCGAGGCCUCCCCGUCAGCACUAUCAUCGACGUGGACCUGGUCACCGGCUCAGCGCCCGGGCCGGGCCGCAGGCUCCCGGGGGUGCGGGUGGGCCCCCGGAGGUCCGAGCUCCCCGGCCGGAGCCCCGGGCCGGGCCGGCCCACCAAGCCCAAGGCCAGCCCACACCACGCGACCUUUGUCUGAGACCCCGCCAGCGGACCCCUCGUGCCUCCCGCCCCGGCACCUGAGCUGCCCGCCUGCACCCGAGAGUGAAGGCCCAAGACCUCGGGGUGGGGGGGGCAGCCCGAACCUGUCUUCGGGGCCCUGGGAGCCAAACCGGGAGAGGGCGGGGGGCGUGGCCACAGACGGGGCUGGCUCAGGGGGCUCCUCUGACCGCCCCCCCCCACUGCUGCCCUGGCACCCGGCCUCCCCUC